Molecule: messenger RNA, 987 nt
Organism: Malassezia japonica
Lineage: Eukaryota; Fungi; Basidiomycota; Malasseziomycetes; Malasseziales; Malasseziaceae
Exons: 2
Coding region: 1-987 (328 amino acids)
Cellular component (GO): membrane
Source: RefSeq, a predicted model, not a curated record
AUGGCGUUUAUGGGCCUGACGGGCAACCGUCGCGAGCUGCGACCGAAUGCGCGGCAUGCAUUUACCGGACUUCUGGUUUUGUUUAGUAUCCUCGUGCCCCCGCUCGCUGUUGCGAUGCGCUUCGGAAUUGGCAUGGACUUUUUUGUGAACGUCAUUUUGACCAUCCUGGGGUACAUUCCGGGGCACUUGCACAACUUCUUUAUCCAGCGCGUACGCGAUAACUCGAACAAGCAGCGCACUCCGUCGUGGCUGCUCAAGUACGGGCUGGUAGUCAACCCCCGCAACACGCGCGGAAACACGACCAAGUGGGCGGACCGCUAUCUGUACGUCCCGGAGCUCGUGCAGCACGACGAGGAGGGUCGUGCCUACUACCUGAACCCCGAGACGGACGAGUUUGAUGCGCCGGCUGCGCCGCGCUUUGGGCCGCGCGUGCCGGAGGAGGAGGAAGAGGUCGUGCAAAACGGCAGCGAGCUCAUCGAGCCCGAUCGCUACUUUGCGUCGAAAAAGCCCUCGUCGUACUACAACCAGGACGUCCCGACGGCCGCAGGAAGCAGCGACGCAUGGCAUGCACCGCCCAAGUCGUUCAAAGCGCGCACGCUCAAGCUGUUCGGCGGGGGCGCGAGCAGCGCGCCGUCGAUGGACCGCCAUUCGCGCAUCGAUCACGCGAUGGGCGACCCGGUGCACCAGCGCCGCAACAACAUCGGGUACCAUACGUACGACGACCAGGAGGAAUCGGUCGACGAGCCCUACACGCGCCCCAACACUAAGCAAUCUACCGCGCCGACGGACACACUCGACGAGCUCGACCGCGAGCUGAUGGGCCUCUCGACGCAGGAGCAGAUGCCGCCGGUGCGUGCGAGCCGCCAGGCGGGCUCGGGCGCGUACAAACCCCGCGCGCGUGCGCCGCCCCCCGCCGAGGAGCGUAGCAGCGCGGCACGGACCGAGGCCCCGGUGCGCGACGUGAUGGAGUUCGAGCACACCUUUUAG